Messenger RNA from Toxotes jaculatrix (banded archerfish), 3609 nucleotides. It is a transcript of the gene tmem175, whose product is annotated as transmembrane protein 175. The transcript is spliced from 10 exons. Gene Ontology annotation, cellular component: lysosome; endosome. Gene Ontology annotation, molecular function: proton channel activity; potassium ion leak channel activity. The coding region runs from base 95 to 1660 and encodes 521 amino acids. NCBI's taxonomy places the organism in Eukaryota, Metazoa, Chordata, Actinopteri, Toxotidae. The record is from RefSeq and is a predicted model, not a curated record.
UCAGUCAGCUGACAGUCGUCUGUUUGCAAACAGCUCCGUCCGCGGGGGUCCAUGGUCUCUGCUGCGGGCCCUGAGCUCCUCUAGCUCCUCCGCGAUGGGGGAAAACGACGACAGCGACAUCAUAGAGCACCACGUGGAGGAGGAGAUGGAGAAGAAGGGAGCGAGGAGCCACGCGGCGUCCUCCUCGUUCCUGGAGAGCGUCGGUGCGUCGGACAGAGACGGCCACAGCAGCACCCAGUCCUCCCACAGACUGCUGGCCUACAGCGAUGCCCUCAUCUCCAUCAUCGCCACUGUCAUGAUUUUACCUGUUGCCCACACGAAGGUGGAAGAUAACGAGGAGCUGAGGGAGAGCGUUCAGCUUCUGCUGACGACAAAGAUUGCUGUUUACUUAAUGACAUUCCUGAUAGUCACUGUUGCGUGGGCUGCUCAUAUCAGGUUAUUUCAAGUGAUUGUACGGAUUGAUGAUUGCCUUGCCUUGCUGAACCUUGCCUGCAUGAUGCUGAUAACCUUUCUACCAUACACAUUUUCUUUAAUGGCGACUUUCCCUGAGAACGUCCUCGGGAUGUUACUCUUCUGUGGUUGUGUGAUGGUGAUCGGUGUCAUUCAGUCUGUGAUUGUGUUGUACGCCUUCAGUCGCCCCUUCCUGCUGAACGAGCAGAUCCAGAUCUCAGAGAACCAGACCUUCUAUAAGCACCACAUCCUCAAAGUCAUCAUGAGAGUGCCCCUCGUGUGCUUCUUCGCCAGCAUCUUCUCCUUCAUCUUCUUCCAGCUGUCUUACGUGCUGUUGGCCAUUGUUAUUUUCCUGCCUUACAUCUCCCAGUGUUUGAAGUGGUGCCGCAGCAAAGCGAUCGGUCAGGUGGAUGAGUCUCCAGACUCCAUCCUGUUCUACACCUACCUGCCUAAUGAACCCCUCAGUAAAGACCGAGUGGAGGCUUUCAGUGAUGGAGUUUAUGCCAUCGUAGCAACGCUUCUCAUCCUGGACAUAUGUGAGGACAACGUUCCAGAUCCGAAUGUCGUAAGGGAGCAGUUUGGCGGCAGCCUGCUAGCGGCUCUGCAGGUCUACGGUCCGGAGUAUCUGGCCUACUUCGGUUCCUUCGCCACCGUCGGCCUUCUCUGGUUUGUCCACCACUCGCUCUUCCUCCAUGUCACCAAGACAACGCGCUUCAUGGGCCUACUGAACACCUUCUCGUUGGCGUUUGUCGGAGGUUUGCCGUUAGCCUACCAGCUAACGCACGAAUUCCCGCGCAACUCCCGCAAUGAACUGGAAGCCAUUCAGAUUAGCUGUGUCAUUAUUUUCUUUGCAGGUAUAUUUCAGCUCACCAUUUGGGUGGUCGCUCUUUACAAUGAGCAGGAAACUCUGCACCCUUACGUGCGGUACGGUGGACGUGAGCAUGUGUUCAUGCUAGCUAAACUAGCUCUGUACCCCUGCGUAGCUUUAGGGACAUUUUUCCUAACAUGUAUUCUGAGUAAAUUUAGCGCCUCAAUUUUCCACCUGAUGGAGAUCACGGUGCCUUUUGCUUUUCUUGUCUUGAGGCUGUUGGUGCGCAUCGGGCUAGCGCUGCUACGGCAGAUUUUCUGUCCUGAUAGGCCCGACCCAAGGACUGUGGUAGAGGAGGCAGAUGAUGAGACAAGAGUGCCAUUCAACGCUUUAGUUACCUAGCUAGCUUGAGGAGAAGUGGCCACAGAGAAGUAAGAAAACUGACAGAGCUGCGAAGCAUGAUUGCUAAAAUAUUUGGUCUCUGAGAAAGUUGCUGCUUAGAUCAGACCUCUCAUCAGGAGCCUGUUGGGGUUUUGGUCAGGAACAAAAUGGAAAGUGGAUUCUUUUCUUAUCAGCAUUUACACUGGUUCAAAUCUUGGGAGGGAAUCGGUGCAGAUGGGAAAAGAUGUGACCACGUGUUGAAAGCAGAGUAUGGAGCCUGUAGAGGUUAAGAAUGCACUUUGUGCACCGGAGUGGUGAAGGAUACUGACAGCCAAAGCCUUUCUACUCAUUCAGCUGUUUUAAAGAAUAACCUGAAGAAUAUACUGAUGCUAGUUUUGAUUAGCGAGUAUUCAACAAUCAUCUUAAAGCACUCGAAGCUUCUUUUUUUUUCUUAUUACCCUCAGUAAGGUUUCCCGCUUUUAUUUUAUCGUUCGUAAGUCCUGAAAUUGCCAAAGGUAAAAAUUGAGAAUGGCUGUUUUCUGUUUUCAGGCAUGGCUUCAAAUCAUGCAGCUAGCUCAUGACUUAGCUAAUUAUUCCAUUCACCCCGAAACACACAGCUUAAUCAGAACUGGCUUUAUAAUUAUGGUCCAGUUUCUGUGCCAAGCACAGUCCGUCCUUCCGUUAUGGCUUGAAUUCUGCCUUUUAUUAUUCUUUUAACCUCGUUUAUUAAGAGAAAAAUUGCAAAGCACGUUCAGACACAUUCAGUUUGGCUUAAGUAUUUCUAAAUACUUUGAUCAAGGGCACAACAGGGGAAGUGGUUUUGUUUUGUCCCAGUUUAAAUGUUUGAGUGGACGUGUUAGAAAGACAGCAUGGGCACUUUAAACGUUGUACUCAACAGGUAGCGCCAUAAAAUUUCAAAUUGCACUGUUCUAAAAUAUUUAGAUUCAGAUAUUUGUGUCUAAUACCAACUGGAAUGUAAUCUCAACUUUUCAAAAAUGUCACAAUGCCAUAUUAUCUGUACAAUUAUCUUUUAACUGAAUGACUGUGCAGCUGUAUAUUUUAAAGCAGGAAAGGGUCAGAUUUUGCAGGGCUGUUGUUGAUUUUAGUUCCAGAUGCACUGAUUUCAUUUUUUUCUUGAAAAUGCUGUUUUAAAAUCCUGUCAACCCAUUACAGAAAACACGAGAAGUCUGUGGCUCUGUUUGUAUGGAGAGGUUUGUAAAAAGAGAUGUCAUAGAUUUUUCCAGAAGGGGUCACUGUUGUUUCUAAUAAUAGUCCUGAGAUACUACAAUGAUGCUGUGCUAUGACGUACAGAUAUGUGUUUAAUACUGACUCAAAAAGGGAUUCAAAUCCGAGAUGCACUUUAAUGGAAACCUAUCAGGUGAUGGCGUAGGGUUCAUUAUACUAUUUGUUUGUGAUCACUUGUCAUUUCAUAUUUUUGGCUUUUUUUGGCUUGUUUUGGUUGUCUUGUUUUUUUGAUGAUUUACAGAUCAAGCUGCAUUUAGAGCCACGUAUGGUUUUAAGAUAGAGUCCUGUUAUUUUCACGAUUUUAUGGAGGAAUAAGGGCCUGAAUUUAUUUGCCUUUCAUUGUAACGCUCCUUGUAUCCAAAAUAAUGAAAACAAAAUUUUGUCUGACAUUUUCACCUAAUGUAAACAACUGAAUUUGAAUAUUUUACCAUCAUCAGUCUUAGAGACAUGUAGCUUCUUCUGAGUCCUAACAACACAAUCUUUACUCUUCCUCUUUUCCUCAGACGUCAAGUUACCACUCAGAAAUCUUUUCUUUUUAAAAUGAUCUCUCUCUCGUUGUCAUUCGUCGGACAUAGUAGUGUGUUUAUUAAGGCCAGUGGACACUGAUUUCUGUUGUCAAUGCUUGGAUGUCUGUGUGUGUGUGCGAUGGUUACCUGAGUUCAAACACUGCAUCUGCUCUUUCACACGGCAACGUUUGGUGAAUAAAUCUGAAGUUGUUCCUCUAA